CGGAGCGGGCGGAGGGAGCGGGGCCGGGAGGGGACCCGGAGCGGGAGCGGCCCCGGGAGCGGACGGUGCGCCCGGCGCUGCCCCGCACCGCGCUCGAGGGAGGGGCCGCUCCCAUGGAGGCAUUCCCCGGCGCCAAGCUGGAGCAGCACCGGCACCUCCCGCCCGUGGAGUGCCUGCCGGGCGCCCGCUACGGCGGCCGGAGCCACAGCGCCUGCGGGAACGUCUUCAACUCCUGGAACGACUACCUGGGGCUGGCCACGCUCAUCACCAAGGCCGUGCGCCCCGGCAAGGGCUUCGGCGCGGAGCCCCCCUCGGUGGUGGUGGCGGCCGCCGUGCCGCCGGCCGAGGAGGAGGAGGAAGAGGAGGAGGAGGAGGAAGAGGCGGCGGGGCCGUACUUCGAGGGCGCGCUGGACUUGCACGACCUGGACCUGUGCGGGCAUCACCAUCACCACCACCACGGCGAGGGGCUGCUGGAGGAGCGCUUCGCCGACUUCAGCCCGUUCCCCGGGCGCGGCGGCCCCGCCGCCGUGGUGUUCGACUGCUCGGGGGAGCACCCGGGCCGGGAGGGCUCUGCCUGGGGCGGCGUGGUGGUGGCGGGGCGGCUGCCGGCGCACCCGCGGGCCGCCUCCCGCCUGCUCAAGCCCGAGCUGCAGGUCUGCGUCUUCUGCCGGAACAACAAGGAGGCGGUGGCCCUCUACACCACACACAUCCUCAAGGGACCCGACGGCCGCGUCCUCUGCCCGGUGCUGCGGCGCUACACCUGCCCCCUCUGCGGCGCCAGCGGCGACAAUGCCCACACCAUCAAGUACUGCCCCCUCUCCAAAGUGCCGGCGGCCCGGCAGCUCCGGCACGCCCGGACGGCGCUGGGCAGGAAGGGCCGCUGACCCCCGGGACCGUCCCCCGGCCCGGUGACACUGCCCCGGCCGGUGCGCGCUGGCCCGCGCCGAGCCCGGCGGGGACCGCGCGGCGGAGAUGCGCUGUGUUUGUUUAUUGUAAGAAAGAAAAUAUAUCUAUAUGUGAUUUUUACGGAGACGGCGAGAUCUGACUUGCGGGGAGCGGGUUCGGAGGGUCGAAGCAGCCGCCGGGAGGGUCGCGGGGGUCUCAGGUCGCCCGAGGAGGGGCAGCGCCGCCUCCUGCCGCCCGGCCCGGAGCGCAUCCCAGACCGGGAUCCUGCGGGGCUGCAUCGCGGGGGGCGGGCCGGAGAGCUGUUCUUAAUUGCCACUUAAUAGCAGGGUGUUUAAUUAGGGUACGACACUACGCCUUUCGGGUCUUAAAGCAAACAUCCCAUCAGUUUCCUGUGCCGGUCUUAAAACCGGUGUGCAAAUCGCGAUCUAACCUGCCCUCAGUAGUUAACUCCUGCUUCCCGAAAUCGCAGCAUCCUACCUGGAGCGGUGCCCCGCGGUCACUCGUGAGCCGUUCCACUCGUGAGCAGGGAUGGCGCUGGCCUCGCAGGUCCCCGCAUCGGAUGCUCGGCUUUGGGGAAGGUCUGAGAGGAGAAAACACCGAAGUGCAUGUUUGAAAACGUGAUGACUCUGGGCCACGGUGCAAACGGAGUCCUUUCUGCUGACAGAAAGGCAGUUACAAUGGCACAGAACAAGAUUUGAUGCAGCUGUGUUUGUAGUGGUGAAGGGGGAGGUGAUGUGAAGCCUGGAGGAAAAAGACCUGGACAAAGCAGGAAGCCGUGACCAUAGGAUAAUGGAAGAAAGGGAGGUUGUGUAUUUUGAAGAGCUCAGAAAAUGUGGCUUUAACUCAUUGCAAGUAGAAGGGAUCUACCCAUGUGGUUAACAAAUAUCCUUAACACUAAAUAGACUGUACAAAGCAUAGGAAUUAUAUUGAAGAUCUGGACUACCCUGGGUGAUGGCAGAUCCUCGGUACUGAAUAUCACCCAGGGCUACGUUGUUUGUAAUCCUCAAAAGACCAGAAAUUGCUUAUUUUCUGACUCAGAGGAAGGAGAAGGAGCAGCAGCAGGCUUGUAGUUUGCUUAGGAUUCCUCCAGAGCCAAAAGGCAGGUGCAGGAGUUUUCAGAGCAGAGUGUUUGUUACACUGCAGAUGGCUUUGUGACACCUGGGAUGUGGAGGGGUGCUCUGUCCAGGGAGGAUGCCCUAAUGAAAGCAGGGAGGUGAAGACGGCCUUGUGGAGGAACUGCUGGGGCAUCACCAGGACCCUGAGAAAGGAGAUGGGUCCUGACAGGAAAAGGGAACCAGGAAAGUGAGGGGUGAUUCACACUUGUGCAGUUUCCUUUUGAAAAGCUACUCAGCAGGGUGGGAGAUGGGAUUGAGAGAAGAGGGGGAGAGCAGGACAGUCAAGAAUGGAGUCGAAACAUGUGUGGGAUGGGCUGGGGAUGAGGGUCCAGGGUUCAUUAUUCAUCGCAGCUGUUGGCUCACAGCCACAGCAAUUAGGAGGGAGAACCUGAUUUUGUGUGGAAGUGUUCCUUUAAAUCUCCAUCAGAUGACUCCAAAGAUGGUGUCAGCUCUAAUUACCAAAUGCAGUGGGGCUUGCAUUAAAUAACACUCAGUGGCUGCAGUUACCCUUGUGGCAGCCUCUCUCCUUGUGCUAUAUACCUUUAGUUAUUGUCUCCUGCUCCAUGGGAUGUGCACCACUGGCUCUUCUAAGCUGAUAGAAGUUAGAUGUGUUUGGUUUUGUGAUUCCUGGUCCACGUAGGUUUAAUCUGUGUCCACCACACAUUAGAAUCAAGCUCAAGUGUGAUGCUGUGGGAAGAGUUUCCUUCUGUAUUUUUGUUUCCUUGUGGGAAGUUUUGAAGAUCCGUAUAUACAUUUCAAUGCAGUUGACUGUUACUGGACACAAAAGCAAGAAAGAUCUAAGUAAAUCUGUCUCGGGUGUUUUCUGAGGGUUAACUGGCCGGGCUGGAUUGGAGUUGCUCCUUGCAGGGUUUGCCAUGUCCCUGCCCCACCUCUCUGCUCUUUGCAUUAAGCUGCUGUGCAGUACCAGCCCUGGAAAUCCAUCAGGAUACCAGCAGAUCCCCUGCCUCGGGUGGCACUGGCCUAGUGCAGCAUCUGUGUGAGAGGGAAAGGGUUGUAUUGACGGCCUGGGCUCUGUUCCUCUCUCGUCCCACACGUGCACAGCCUGGCUGUGGGAAGGCCAAGAGCUGCCUGUCAUCGCUGGCACGUGGCAUGAGGCGUCUGAUCAGAGUCUUAACAGGUAAAGUGGGAGAGUAACAGCUUCAAAAGACCAGCUGGGGAUGGGGAGAAAUAAAACAACAGACUGUUCCAGAGAUAUGAUGAGAUUCAGCAUCGGCAACAGACAGCCUGAGAGCAAGGCUCUUCAGUUACUUUACAUGAUCAUUCAACAGGACAUUUUCCCCUUCUAAGUUUUACAAGUAAGAGUCUAACAAAGACUAAACCUUUAAGGGUAUUUUGAUUGGUCUUUUUAAAGUAAGCUCCUGUGAUUUCUGGUGCACCAGCACACUCCUUGUGGCACUGAGUAAGCAGGAGCAUGCUUGUUCUUGGUCAGUCUGAAAAGCUUACUACAAUUCAUAGUGUUUGCAGAGCUACUUUGAUUCCUUAAAUACUGGGAACCACUUACAUUAGUAAUUUAAAUCCUAGGAACAGCAAAAAGCUGAAUCUGAAAGCAGGUCAGUUUAGAGCUGUUAUAUGCUCUGCAGAAGAGGUCUAUGAAAAGUGAGAUAUUAUUUCACUUUUCUACAGGCAUCUGCAAAUCAAAAUAUUAUGGCCACGUGUUUAAACCAAAUACUGUAUUUUCAGAGAAUUGCUUUAUUACAGGGAAAUAUUCCUAUGCAUGUUAGUGAUGGAAUCUUUUCCAUAGCAAUGUUCUGGCAAGAGAAGUGAACACAAUAUUGGAUAAUCAUCCUCAGCUGAUACUAGUCUUGGCAAAAAGCAAGCUGCUCCUAAUUAAAAACUACUUUCAGAUGUAUAGAUAACUUGAUCCAGCUGAAGUCAGGUAAGUCUGUGCCCAUGUUUAGUGGAAAUCCUGUUGGGACAGGUUGCUCUCAGGUAACUGCCACAGGAGUAAACCACAAUGGCUAUAAAAUGUCCUUCCCUCCUAGAGUGGCAGCUUCACCCACCCACCAGGUUAAUAUACACUGGAGGUAGUUUGCCAACAGUUGCAUGGGGAAGAAGAUGAUUAAUUUUGUUAUGCCAGUUGUCUGGGUAAAACACAAGUGCUACACUAAAUCCAGAAAGAGAUGUAGCAAAGCCAGUAGGUUGUCCUCCUGCCCAAGAGAGAAAGGGCUAAGAGCUUAAAUUGCAGCAAGGGAGGUUUUGAUUAGCAAAAACCCAGUGGAAUAGCUUGUAGAAUCUCCAUCCUACCAUAAUUAAAUGCCUUAAUAAUUCUGUUUAAGAGGAGGAUCAGAGAAAGUGUAGAGCAUUUCAGUUCCAGCUGGUCCUGCCAUGGCAAAAUAGGAAGAAUUGUGUGUUUUUGUUAAGCCACUUGUGUGCCUAGUUCUUGCAGUGCUGCAGUAAACCACACAGGAUGGGUACCAGUGCCUGAAUCACAGGGAAAUUUUGGAUCUUGCAUUUCACUGACCCAGCACCUUCCCUUUGUAGGCUCCCACCAUUCAGCAGUACCUUUUAGUUAAAGGAGGAAAAGCUGCUUACAUGUAGCAGUUCCUGUCAAUGAGUGCAGCCCAAGGGCAUUCAGACCACAAAGGUGUUUCAUUUACAACAAGGCAAACCUCCCAGUACUCUUGCUGUUUGAGGUGUCUCCUGGCUGCCCACCAGCCCACCCUGACAUCCUCCUGGUCCUGCCCGUGGCCACACUGAGGCCACCAAGGUCAUGACAUGUCCUGGGGCUGUGCUUGGUCAGGAGCUGCGCUCAUUGCCCUGCCCUGCCAGUCCUCAUAAAUACUGAUUUUGUAAAAAACUUCUAUUAGUUUUUAUAACAAAGGCACUCCAGAGAAAACUUAAUUAGAAUGCCUAUUAUGCCCUACUUCUGCUGGGGACCCUAAUGGGCUGGGUCAGUCUGUGGGCUGCUCUGGGAGCAGCAAACAAACAGCCCUGUUCAUACCUGACCCCUGCCUUGCUCUGCUCCUGGAGAUUCGUUUCAAUUGAGCAACACCUGGAUCCAUUUAAACAGCAGCAGCCUUAAGCUCUGCCUUCUAAAUACAACCUGUGACAGUUUGUAUUCUUCUAAGGUUCACUGAAAACUUUAGUUCUUCAACUGAAUGUGAUUCAAUCAAACAAAGCAAAGGUUGACAGAGAACUCAUUUGCCUUCCUCAGGUAAUCAGACUUUGUGCUCAUGUCUAAUGAUGGCAGUAGAUGGAGGUUUGAGCUGUUGCAUCUGGUCAGUAGUGGGUUUUGAUCACUGUAGUUAGUAUUGUGUCUAAAACCAUCAAGCAGUAAAAUAAACACACUGGCAUGUCUGCAAAGCUCACAUCUCCCAGAUCUUUUCUCAAGCUGCCCAGUCCUUGGGAAUUUUACAUGUGUUGGCAACAUUAUCACAGUCUCAAAUAAUGGAAGUUAAUAACACAGAUGGGAGAACAGAGCUUUAGCUGGUGCAGUGAUCACUGACAUCCACUCCUGUGUAAAACUGUCUUUGUAUGGGUACUAUUAAAACUAUGUAACUG
Messenger RNA from Pseudopipra pipra, 5543 nucleotides. It is a transcript of the gene NANOS1, whose product is annotated as nanos C2HC-type zinc finger 1. Gene Ontology annotation, molecular function: mRNA binding; zinc ion binding. Bases 114 to 884 code for a protein of 256 amino acids. Gene Ontology annotation, biological process: oogenesis; negative regulation of translation. The record is from RefSeq and is a predicted model, not a curated record. The transcript has a single exon. Lineage: Eukaryota; Metazoa; Chordata; Aves; Passeriformes; Pipridae. Gene Ontology annotation, cellular component: perinuclear region of cytoplasm.